AUGAAGGGAAUAUCUUUGCUUUCCUUAUUCGGUGUUGCACUAGCUCACCCAACCGGGCUGUGGUGGGGCACCGACGUCUGCUACACCAGCCCAGAGAAGGCUGAUAACCAGUGCACCCCUGCCCAACAGGUUGGGUUCGACUGGUCCCAGCUUGGAAAUGGCGACAACUGGAGUUACGAUGGCUUCAACUUCGUUGGCUUCACUGCCAAAGAUGGCUGCCGUGAUUCCGAAGAUGGAACAUGCAUCGGGGGUACUCUGAGCCGUGACGAUGGCUAUAGUCUCGAGGUCAAUACUGCCGACACUCCAUUCUCUAUUCGGACUUUCCAUCUGUCCACUUCUCGGGAGACCAACGUUCUCAUCACGUAUGAGAUGCCCGAGGGCCGCCCUUGUCACCAAGUGGCUUUCAGUACUCGUCAAGGAAUCGAUGUGCACAAUGAUCAGUGUGGUGGUGCAACUGCUGUCAAGUUCCAGCUUCCAGAGGAAAAUAAGUUUGGUGAUUGUACAUUGAACAUCCAUGCUAUCAACUUCGAUUGCUCGUCCGGCGAGAAGCACACAGGCCACCCUUCCAGCAGUCUGCCUCCAUCUGAUCCGGAGCCUACCUUGAGUCUGCCUACUCAGAUUCUGUCAACACACAGCGAGCCUACUCACAGCGAGCCCACCCACAGUAUGCCUACUCACAGUAUGCCUACUCAUAGUCAGGCUACGCACAGUGAGCCUACGCACAGUGAGCCUACUCAGAGCGUGCCUACACUUCCCGUUUCCGUGCCGGAGCACCAUCAUACAUCAGUGUGGGAAGUGCCUACGCCCUCUACUUUGGUGCCUGAACACCAUCUCACAACUGCUGUGGUACCACACUCAUCGGUUCCCAGCCUCACCAAGCCGAUGACUACAGUGUGGGAAACUGCCGAAGUUACUAUCACCAAAUGUGGACACACAGUCACUGACUGUCCAGCCCACUCCACUGUGGUUAUUACAUCCACUUACUCGUCGUCAACCACUGUCUGUCCUUCUUCAUCGACGGAGCCCGUUUCUGAUAUCUCCCUGCCUACAAUCCUUCCUCCAAGUUCUAUUCCAACCAUCACCAGCACCGUCAUCGGUGAAAUCAGUGUCCCUCACACCCCUGCGCCAGUUCCAUGCCCUGAACUAGUGCCCAAGUGCAUGAACACCUGGCUUUCAAUCCCCAAGUGCGAAUCCAACAGUGACGCAGCCUGCUUCUGUCCUUCCUCCGAGUUCACCAGCAAGGUCCAGUCCUGCAUUCACGCCUGGGGAACCUCAAAGCACGAAGUCGACUCUGCCCUAUCCUACUUCGCCGGCAUUUGCGCACCCUACGUUCCCCAGAACCCUACUAUCAUUGACAUGGUGCCUCCCCCCAGCCCCCCUCAACAUCACACCACAGUCUCAGCGCCCCAGGCCGAGGAAACCCCCUGUACAACCAUCACAUGGUCGUCGCAAACUGUCACCGUCCCGCAGGUGGGCUUCAACACGGUUACGGGUAGCUCCACAACCUCCGUGGGUCUGGUCGUCGGCACUCCCGCAAGUGCCAUCGUUACCGCUCCCUCGGGUACCGGUCACCAUCACCACUCUGGAGCUUCGGCGACCACUACUCCCUGCUCUACUCGGACUUCCACUCUCCUGACUAUCGUCACGGGUGGUCCCACUGUGUCAAAGCCUGUCCCUGCCCCCUCUGAAAGCGUUGUUCACGCUAACUCUGGUGUGAAGUCAUACGUUGGCUAUCUCCACGUCUUUGGCCUUGCUGCUUUGACUUUGGCUUUGAUUUAA
Molecule: messenger RNA, 1779 nt
Organism: Penicillium salamii
Lineage: Eukaryota; Fungi; Ascomycota; Eurotiomycetes; Eurotiales; Aspergillaceae
Source: the annotation of a GenBank genome assembly